GCGAACACAUACGUCAAAAACGUUUUGCAGGACCAAGCAACUAGACAAAAUCUGCUUUACGUAAUGUCAUCAGACAAAAGAGCUGAUAAGAACAAGCAAACAGACAUGGGAGUAACUUUCUCUUCAAAACCGGAAACGACAGGGCAAACAUCUGGAGCAGCGAAUCUGGUAGAUGCAGACUCUACUAGUCCACGAAGUGUAUUGCAACUAGAACCGGUUAAAAAUCUGUUAAACGCGGUAGAUAAGUUGUCAGAUUUGCUUGACCAUGCGAAGUCUGAUAUCAAAUCGUUACUUGAAACAGAGCAAGGCAAUCAACAGCUGCUGAAGACUGUGGACGAAUUGCACAAAACACUGGAGUCUACAAAGCAGGAAACCAUGGCAAACGUCCAGAGUUUAAAUGCUUUACUGGAACAUCAUCGAAAUUCAGAAGCGGGUUACAAAGAAAAAUACGAAACUGCCUAUCAGUUACUUUCGAAAUACAAAGAGGGUUGCAGACAAUUAAAUGAAAACUUGAAACUUGCCAAAGGAGAUGUAGACAGAUUAUCUGGCGACAAAGUAAAUCUGCGGGAAAGGAUUGAUGCCCUUAACACAGAAAACAACACGAUUAAGCAAGAAUUGUCGGAAUGCAAAUCAAGGUUAAGUAAGUUGCUGAGCGACAGGUUAACUGACAACAAUCCACAGAUUGCUGAUCUUAGUGACUCAAACCGACCGACGAAGUUGGCUGAGAAACACUCGGAACUGUAUGACAAUCAGUGGACAGACGCAUUCGAAGAGCUCCAGAAAAAAUUUGAUGACACGGAUUCAGUACAAAUACUCCUAAAAUGCCUGAUGAGGGUGCAUCGAUUCUGUACAGAACAAGCAUCUGAGCAAGUCCGUCAAUUAAAGCAAGUAGCAUACAUGCAGCAAACGGAGGAAAUGCAACGUUCCGACGCCGCUGAACUGAAAGCAAUGAUAAAGGUGAUCAGAAAACAUACAACGGAGAUAAACGUACACAAUGUCUGCAAGGCUUUUGCUUCGAAGUAUCCAAUAUAUACCGAAGAUCCAAAAAUCUUGAAGUACGUUGAGGAGUGUGUCAGACUCUGCUGGUUGAUGAACGCACAAGACCCAUCGGUAGUAUUUGGCGAAACACCACAAGAAAAUGCAGAGUUCAAUGUUGACCUUUAUAAGCCAUUCACACAAAAAGGAGUAACCAUGCAGUAUCUUGUCUGGCCUGUACUUUUACUGAACGAAGGAGGAGCAUUGCUUGCUAAAGGCAUAGCACAGGGGUGUAAAGCAGUGAAGAAACCUGAGUUAGGUACUCGAGCUGGAACGGAAAGUAGGCCUAAUCAGGGUGAGCCAAAUGUGUCGACUAACCAUGAUGAUUCUGCCACAACCUCAAGCGGUUUCGCGGGCAACGACACACCUUCAUUUCAAGAUGCGCAUGUUAAAAGGAAUGCAGUCGUUGGCCACACAGAUUCACAAGCUGUGAAAGGUGAUUCAAAUAAAGGUAGCGCACGCACUGUCAUCAACAUUCCAAGUAGCGCAAAACAUAGCGUUUUAACAACACAGUCUGUUGAUUCUGGUUCAGUCGUUCCGACGUACCGCCAGCCAGAAAGCCCGGGUAGCCAAAACAUAGGACCGACUUACAAUUCUAAUUUGAGUGAAUCUCGCCGAGUCGCAGCUUCACAUCCUGCCAAUGGUACUACUUCCCAGCAGCAGAAUAUGAACGCAACAACUCACGGCAGAACCGUUAUUAACGAAAAUGGACCACCUCCAGAAAUGGGAUUGUAUUACGAAUAUUAUAGAUUAGGAAAAAUAGAAUGUGCGAAAAGAUUGGGAAUAGAUGUGUUCCUUAAAUGUGAUGCCUAUCACAAAUCUGGUUUUGGGAGUAAAGAUUAA
This is a messenger RNA of Dreissena polymorpha, 1878 nucleotides long. RefSeq lists its product as uncharacterized. Bases 64 to 1878 code for a protein of 604 amino acids. NCBI's taxonomy places the organism in Eukaryota, Metazoa, Mollusca, Bivalvia, Myida, Dreissenidae. Gene Ontology annotation, biological process: mitochondrial protein catabolic process; mitophagy by internal vacuole formation. The transcript is spliced from 9 exons. Gene Ontology annotation, cellular component: mitochondrial outer membrane. The record is from RefSeq and is a predicted model, not a curated record.